AAAGACAAAAUUAAGGAAAGGGAAAAGAAGCAAAAAGAGAAGAAGAAGCACAAAAUAAUGAAUGAAAUCAAGAAAGAAAAUGGAGAGGUCAAAUUAUUGCAGAAAGGUGGGAAGGAGAAACCAAAAACCAAUGCAGAAGAGCUACAGAUUAAAAAAGUUAAGAAGAAAAAGAAAAAGAAACAUAAAGAGAACGAGAAGAGGAAGCGUCCAAAAAUGUACAGCAAAUGCAUUCAGACCAUCUGCUCAGGAUUGGAUUUUGAGGAUCAGGAAGCCAAAGGCAUCAUAGAUGAUCAUCUUAAGGAUUUCUGUGGGAAAAAUAUGGAUCCCAAGAAGGACUGUGAGUCCAAGAUACCAGAGAACAGUGAGUUUCCAUUUGUCUCGUUAAAGGAGCCACGGGUUCAAAAUAAACUCAAAAGGUUGGACACAUUGGAGUUCAAACAGCUGAUUCAUAUUGAGCACCAGCCUAACGGAGGUGCAUCAGUUAUCCAUGCCUACAGUAAUGAACUCUCCCACUUAUCUCCUGUGGAGAUGGAGAGAUUUGCAGAAGAGUUUGUGGGUCUGGUUUUUAGUGAAAAUGAAAACUGUGCAGCUUACUAUGUUAUGGGUAUUGUUCAUGGGGCAGCUACUUAUUUACCUGACUUUUUAGACUACUUUUCAUUUAAUUUUCCCAAUUCACCAGUGAAAAUGGAGAUUUUGGGAAAGAAAGAUAUAGAGACAACGACUAUGUCAAAUUUUCAUGCUCAGGUAAAAAGAACAUACUCUCAUGGUACGUAUAGAGCUGGCCCAAUGAGACAGAUCAGCCUGGUUGGAGCAGUUGAUGAGGAGGUGGGGGAUUACUUCCCUGAAUUUCUUGAUAUGUUGGAAGAAUCACCCUUCUUAAAAUGUACACUGCCAUGGGGAACACUUUCUAGUUUAAAAUUAGAGAGUCGUAAAGACAGUGAUGAUGGUCCCAUUAUGUGGGUACGCCCAGGAGAACAGAUGAUCCCUGUGGCUGACAUGCCAAAGUCACCUUUCAAAAGGAAGAGAACUACCAAUGAAAUAAAAAACUUGCAGUACCUACCUCGAACCAGUGAACCCCGUGAAAUGCUGUUUGAAGACCGGACACGAGCCCAUGCAGAUCACAUAGGACAAGGUUUUGAACGACAGACUACAGCAGCUGUGGGAGUAUUGAAGGCUGUGCACUGUGGAGAGUGGUCUGAGCAGCCUCGUAUAACCAAAGAUGUCAUUUGUUUUCAUGCUGAAGACUUCUUAGAGGUAGUUCAGCGAAUGCAAUUAGAUUUGCAUGAGCCUCCACUCUCACAGUGUGUCCAGUGGGUUGAUGAUGCAAAACUUAAUCAACUGCGAAGGGAAGGCAUUCGAUAUGCCAGAAUUCAGUUAUUUGAUAAUGACAUCUAUUUUAUCCCGAGGAAUGUUGUGCACCAGUUCAAAACAGUUUCAGCUGUGUGCAGUUUGGCUUGGCACAUCCGGCUCAAGCUGUAUCAUACAGAGGAAGAACUUUCACAAAAUACAAGUACUGUUGAAGCAGAGACCUCUGCAGACCCCAAGUCUUCGGUUAUUGGACUUCAGACUGACAGCAGGAUUUGUAUGACAAGCAAAAAUACCUCCGAAGACACCAAAUUUUCAGAUGCUCUGCAGACAAAGUAUCUGCAGCAGUAAUUUAUGUAAAUAAAACAUGAACCCAUUGCAUCUCACCGAAUAAAAGAAGAACCCAUGAAUGUUGAUCUUGCUGUAAAAACAGUGGCACCUUAUGACACCGGGGGCCAGAAUGUUCAGACUAAAUUGGAUCCUGUUGAAUUGACAGGAUUUAAGUUGGAAAUGGAUUCUAAAUUUGAACCUGGCAACAAGGAUUUGCAAGGCAAGUUAUGCUCUGGAGGUCACGUACAUCCAGAUGAUACAAGACAACAUAGUUCAUCAUAUCCAAAACUGCAUGGACAAAGAGAGGAUGAUUUUUUGUGCUAAAUUUGUAUAUAUGGUUUUAAAUUCCUUUUUAAACUUAAUGAUGUAAUAAUGUAAAGAUUCAUAAAUUCUGUGAGGCAAGUUUGUGACUUGCCUUCGCAUCUGUUACAGAAAAUAGUUAUGUAGCUUUGUAACAUUCCUCAGUGCCUGUCCAUAACUGUGAAGUAUCAAAGCACUUAGGGCCAGAUGCACUGUAAACACUGCAGGUUUAACAUAAAGAAGUCUUUAAAUAAUUUUGAGUUGUAGGUUUUAGAGUAGAGCUGACAUUUAACAUAUAUAUUUUUUGUAAGAUGAGCCAGAAUUCUUUUUGACAAUUCCAGGCUUUUCCAUAGAGCUUAUUUAUACCAAUUUUUUCAUUUUAAAUGUGUCAGCACUGUAGUGUAAAUAUAUUUUUAAAAAAUCUUUUUAGUGUGAUUUAUACUGAAAUGUGAGCCGCUUAAUAAAGGUUCAUAAUAACAGAUUGGUUUUAUUUUUGGGUCUGCAAAAAAACAGUUCAGUUCAACUGCCUCUCUAAAUGGUUACUUUUCUACCUGCACUAGUGCAUAGGAUGC
Chaetura pelagica (chimney swift) is the source of this 2507-nucleotide messenger RNA. RefSeq names its product round spermatid basic protein 1-like (gene RSBN1L). NCBI's taxonomy places the organism in Eukaryota, Metazoa, Chordata, Aves, Apodiformes, Apodidae. The annotation marks the transcript as partial. The transcript has 7 exons. Gene Ontology annotation, cellular component: nucleus. The record is from RefSeq and is a predicted model, not a curated record.